CCAUCGCCUUCCCCAACCCGGCAUCCGUUUCCCCUCGCGAGAGCUCGAGACGUCCCCCAUGUCGCGGUAAGACGACCGUCGAGAGCCCUAACCCUAGCUCGACCCACCGGCGUCCCCGUCCUCCUCCGGCCGUCCUCCAUGGACGCGAAGGACAUCCUCGGGCUCCAGAAGACCUCCUUCCCGUCCGCCCAGGAGAAGAAGCCGCGGCCGCCCAAGGAGCCGCAGCGCAAGCCCGAUGGCGUCUCGCGCGAGGUGUACGCGCUCACCGGAGGGGUGGGAAUGGCGCCGCUCAUGCCGACCAUCGAGGCCUCGCACCUGAAGCGCCGGCCUGCUGUUGAGAAGGAGAAGGUAGCAUGGCGGUGGCUACCUUUCACAUCAUCUGCACGAACUGACAAUCUGCAACUUUACCACUGGGUUAGAGUUGUAAAUAAUGUUCCACCAACUGGUGAUUAUGACUUCGCAAAAUACAACACGAAGGUGGAUGUUCUUAAAUACACCGAUGAGGAGUAUGAGAAAUAUUUAACUGAACCUACAUGGAGCAGAGAAGAAACAGACCAGCUGUUUGAAUUAUGUCAGCGCUUUGACCUUCGUUUCAUAGUAAUAGCAGAUAGGUUUCCAACUUCUCGAAGCGUGGAAGAUCUAAAGAGCCGUUAUUAUUCAGUUACUAGGGCUCUUUUAAUUGCAAGAGCUCGGUCAUUCGAUGAAGUUGCCGGAAACCCUCUUGUGAAGGAAACCUUCAAUGCUGCUCAUGAAACCGAGAGAAAACGUGCAUUGUCUGCACUCUUCUCCCAAACAAAACAGCAAGAACGAAAGGAUGCUGAGGUUUUAGCAGAAGCGAAACGCAUUAUGGAAUCCCGUGCUGCUAAUAAAAACGUGGAAGAAGCCAUAGCACCGACGAGCUUUCCUAAUGCUGCGGUUCCUGCUGACGGUGUAUCUCCCUUGAGCAACAAUCUUCCAUCUUCAGCUGCUACACAUCCAGCUGCAGCAGCGAAUACCUCCAUACCUGAUACACUGCGGAUGCUUAAAGUGUAUUUGAGAACCCAUGCACUUGAUCAAAUGGUUCAAGCUGUAACUGCUUCAGCUGGCAUUAGAAUGAUUAAAAGGGUGGAUCAGACUCUACAAGAUCUCGGGGUAAAUUUGAAGCCUAAGGUCCCAACAAAAGCAGUUUGUGCGGAACAUCUUGAGUUACGGAACGAGAUACUCACACUGCUUAACAUACAGAAGCAGCUACAAAAUAAAGAGGCUGAAGUUUUAGCAAACAGAGAAAGUUCAUUCACAGAGGCACCGACCACACCUAAGCGUUCUAAUAGGGAUAUUGAUCGACCCUUUGUCCCUGAUAUGGCUGGGUUUGGAGGUGAGAGAGCAGUCAAACGGGACCACAAGCGGAAGACCUCUGGAAGAUUUGAUGCACCCCCCUCGCCAACCCAGGGCAAGAGGCCUCGGAAGAUGAAGGCGUCCGAUUGAUAAUCAGACACAGCAUAAAACAUUGCGAUGUAGCUAAACAACCAGAGCCGACCACCGGCCAGGGCAAGAAGGGCGAUGGCCAAGGAAAAUAGGACUAGUCUUCUGUACACUAGGUUAGCCGUGCGCCACCUGUUUUGUAAAAUGGAAUUGAUGGUGGUUUUAACCUUGUUGAUUGUGGAAAUGAACUCCGUUUUGCGCAAAGCAAUGCCCACGACAAUUCAGAGCAGAGCAAGAAUUGGAACUGGAAUCCAGAUUCCAGAAAUACUUUUGACACCCAUAUUAUCGAAUUCAGUAAGUUGAAA
This is a messenger RNA of Hordeum vulgare subsp. vulgare (domesticated barley), 1766 nucleotides long. Its product is annotated as SWR1-complex protein 4. Gene Ontology annotation, biological process: chromatin remodeling; negative regulation of transcription by RNA polymerase II; DNA repair. The record is from RefSeq and is a predicted model, not a curated record. Gene Ontology annotation, cellular component: NuA4 histone acetyltransferase complex; Swr1 complex. NCBI's taxonomy places the organism in Eukaryota, Viridiplantae, Streptophyta, Magnoliopsida, Poales, Poaceae. Gene Ontology annotation, molecular function: transcription corepressor activity. The transcript has 16 exons. Bases 139 to 1464 code for a protein of 441 amino acids.